This is a messenger RNA of Ipomoea nil (Japanese morning glory), 864 nucleotides long. RefSeq lists its product as uncharacterized. The coding region runs from base 1 to 864 and encodes 287 amino acids. The transcript has 2 exons. NCBI's taxonomy places the organism in Eukaryota, Viridiplantae, Streptophyta, Magnoliopsida, Solanales, Convolvulaceae. The record is from RefSeq and is a predicted model, not a curated record.
AUGGGGUUCAAUGAUGGUUCGAACCCAUGUCCGCCGGCUUAUCUCCUCGCUGAAGAAGGUAUGCCGACACAGUCGAAACCCGCCCAUAGAGCUUGGGUUCGGCAAGAUCAGGCUCUCUUGUCCAUGGUCAUGUCCUCGCUGUUUGACGAGGUGAUGUCGUUGGCCAUCGGACACCACACCAGCCGGUCUAUUUUGCAGGCAGUCGUCAAUGCGUUGGCUUCGUCGUCCAGGUCUCGGUCCUUGAAUCUCCUAGGGCAGUUACAGUCUCUUCACCAAGGAGACAGAUCGGUCGCGGACUACAUUAGCAAGGCUUGGGUCUUGGUGGAAGACCUCACCCUCGCUGGCCGGUCGAUUACCCUUGAGGAGCAGAACCUCUACGUUCUCAAGGGUUUACAACCGGAAUUUCGCUCUCUAGCAUCCUCCCUUAAUAUACGUGGACAACCAGUUACGCUCCAGGAGCUUGCUGACCUCCUAGGCACGGAGGAGUUCCUUUCGGGCGGCGAAGCUGGAGGUGGUUCGCCGACUGCUUUUACGGUGCAGCGGGGCAGACAAAAACGUGGUCGGGGUGGCCAAUCGCGUAGAGGAGGUGGCAGUGGCGGUGGCCGAAAUUGCGGCGACAGGAAUGAACAAGUGUUUUAUGUUUCUGAUCCUGUUGAUAAUAAGUGGUCAAUUGUGUUACAAAGCAAAAGAUCUAUUGUUGGUGUUGGUGAUGUUGUGGAUGAAGAAGAGUAUGAUCAUUUUGAUGAAACUCCUCCAUUUUCUAUUGGUGUUCAGUCUUUACCUUUAGAAGAAGAUAACUUUGAAAUAAGUUACAUGCGUAGCAAUCAUGAAGAAGGAUUGUGGGUUUAUAAUAGGACAUCAUAA